UGAACGUUCAACUAAAAAAUAUGAGUGCUUUUUAAUCAAAACCAAAAAAAAUAUACCAAGUAAAUAAAACCAUACGGUGAUAUUUUGCCCAAUUAAACCAAAAAAGAAAAAAAAAUUAAAACUAAUAAGGAGUUAUGAAAUAUUAUUAACGAGUGCUUUGCAAAAUCCACAAGCUGGAGAAAGACACAGAAAAAAGAAAAAUUAUCUGACACGAGUAAAUGCAGUAGAUGCACAAUUUUGGACAAUGGAUUACCAAAUUGUGUUCAAACUUCGACCCGUGUUAAUAAUUUUCACACUCCACAGUGCGUUAGCAAUUGUGAAUCGUGAUUUAGUCUUAACACCAAAACAAGGCCUGCAAUUGAGUGGCAAACGCAUUUUCUAUGAUGAAAACGCUUACGCAGAUGCAACAUUGCCCAGCAGCAGUAAUAGCAGCAACAGCAUGAACAGUGCAACAGGUCCGUGGGAACGUACCCUGAAACAUGUUACAUAUUUAACUCUAUUUACAAAUGCCGCUAAUGGCAUAAUUACUGGGAAUUUCAGCAAAGUCAAAGAGUACAAUGACUUCCUGCAAUCGCCCUACAUCCGAUCGCCUAAACCCAUUGACUCCCGAUUUGGCGACAUUGUUACUUUGGCCCAAGGUCGCCUUGAAUCUUUGCCUUCUGGGCUGUACCGAUUCGUCGAAGGCAAUUGUGAUUACCAGUGUGCACGGGAAAAUAAUAUGGUGGCCACAUGGCAUGUGCAAAAAAUUCGCCAUCGUGAUGUGGACCGAAAAUUUCAUUACGAAAUGAAAUUCAGCGUUAGUCCCAUGACUGGAGCCAGACCCAGCGAGACAGUGGUCAGGGGAGGUCCCAACAAAAGGACCAUAGCGGAGAGUUCGAAACCAAAUAACAUACAAACAUUUAUACAAAAGGAGGAUGAUUAUCCACACAGCUUUAGUAAAAUACUCUCGGGUAAUCAGGAUGACGAUUUUGCAUAUCGCCGUCAAGAUGGUUUAAGAAGCAUUCGCCAAUACACUCAUGAACAACAACAACAUCAUUCACAAGUUACUCCCAUGCCACAGCCUGCAUUCCUCAGAGGCAUAUAUCGUCCACCACCUCCAGCGCAAGACUCCCACUCCCCUUACUUGGUUGCGAAUAGUCCACGGCCGUUCCCAGAGUCUUUGAAUAUCGGUGAAUAUUACAACGGAGCAUAUGGGCCCAAAGCAUCUCCAAAAAUCGAAUUGUUUCCCAAUUUGUUGACCAUGAUGUUUGGAAAGCCACAAAUUUAUCAAAAACCUCCAUCAACAUUUAGACCACCCAGCGCAUACCAACAAAUGCAAUUUCCUCGACCUGAUGUGUAUACACCGCAGAAUAACAAUGUACCUCCCUUUGUACAUCAUCAUAAGCAGUAUACCCCAUCUAUAAAUCACGCGGCCUUUGUACAUCAUCACGAAUACAACAAAUUAGCAGAGUAUUUUCCAACACAACAGCAGCUUACAGCAAAAGAUUCUAACAAUCCUGUAAUCACCCAUCACUACCAUCAUCAUUUCUUUACGGCCAAUGCAACCGACAGUAGCGAACGUGAUGGGGUCCAAGAAAGUAGUGAAGACCAGAAAAACUUAACACCAAUUACAGAUUAUGUUGCAACUGUCGAACAAGAAAAGCCACAAAUUACUGAUAUCCAUGUGGUAACACCACAGAAAAAAAACGAAGAUGUUCAUGUGGUAACACCACAGCCUCUACAAUUUACUCAAGUGUAUGAUGACCAACCUCACCAUGUACAGUUACAGGAGCAGUACCAACAACAGAUACAUCACAAUCCUCAGUACUAUCAGCAGAUAGAACACAAUUCACAUCGCCAGCAGGCACAACAAAUUCACAAAGUGCCUCUCGCGCCCCAAAAGUUUAUAUUUCCCAUUGCUGAAAUAGAACAGCAUCGGGUGGUUCACGUAACCCCGGUACCACCUCUGAGAAAACCCCAAUACAAUCCACAGUACUAUCAUCCUUUGUCACAACAUCACUUCACUACAACCAUCCAAGGACCACUUGCCAUUUAUCCAGCUAAUGUCGAAGAAGAAAGAGAAGGAGAAGAUCUUCCAACGCCACGCAGUCAUAGCAAUCCAUUCAUUCAGAGUCAACCAAUGUCUGAGGAGAAUAUAAGAUAUUCUGAACCAGAUCCCUUAUACGCUAAAAACAAUGACAAGGUAAAGGAAGAAGUUACCUAUGGAGAUGAAGAAAACCAAAACGAACCUCAAUUGGAAUUGCCACAGCAAUAUCAACUGCCAUUGGAUCAGGAAUCCACACCGAAGGAAGAUAGUAAUAAAGACAAUUCGGAAUCGAUAGAGGCCCAAGUUCCAGCUCCUAGGAAAACGGCAAACUUAGAGGCCUUUGAUGAAGAUAUCGAGUCUGAUCAUCAAGAGGAAGUCAGUACUCAAAGGGACAUUCAAUUAUCGGAACAAAAUACCAGUCAUUCCACAUCAAUCAAGAUAUCCACUGAAAACAGCAUUGAGACUGAACCUACAAACAAAGCCACCUUAGCAACAACUAAGCCCAAAGGAUUUUCAUCCAGAGCUAAAAGAGUACGCGUAAAGGUAACAAGACUGGUCGCAAGCACAACAACGUCAAAACCCAAGGUGUUCUCGACGAGAGUAACAACAGAGAAAGACCCAAGCACUACAAACACUUCCACCUCCGGUCCAAACUUUUCGAGCAAUUCAAAAUCAAACAAACACUUUGUCUCAACAUCCACUACCGAAACACCAUUAAAAGCCGUCAGUCGAUAUAGAAGUUCAAACAAACGAUUAAGCAUAUCAACAACGACCACUGAAAAACCUGUGCUAAAGUGGAAGCCCCGACGUAAAGAAGCAAACGCCAAGGCAAUUAAUCUAAAAAAUAUCGCUCACGAAUCUGUGGACCCCUCCAACAAUCAAAAUAAUGGGGAUGAAACUAAAGCUAAGGCCAGUAUUAGGGAAGUUAAAAGGAUUAAAGGUUUACCCUCCCAGUCAUAUUGGUCAACCACUGAAAGUCAAACAGAACCCGCACUCGAGAUAUUAAAUGCUGAUACUACUACUUCCACCACCAUGCCCUCCAUAUUCGAUGCAUCAUCGCAACCACCUUCAACCACCAGUGUCUCAGAAGUCUAUGAGGUCUUAACACAAAAAUCGAUCAGCUACAAAGUUGGUGAAGAUGGACCUGAAAUUCCCGUCAUUUUUGACGAAGCCGAAAAUGAAGUAAAAGCUCAAUAAGGGAUCAAGCUAGAAACCAAAACCAAACAGCAAGAAACAAUUAAGUAUUGAAUAUACUUGUCUCUGUAA
Molecule: messenger RNA, 3292 nt
Organism: Stomoxys calcitrans (stable fly)
Lineage: Eukaryota; Metazoa; Arthropoda; Insecta; Diptera; Muscidae
Exons: 4
Coding region: 245-3223 (992 amino acids)
Source: RefSeq, a predicted model, not a curated record